UUUGCAAAUAUACUACGCACACACCGAGCCGCACUGUUUUCUCGUGUUGUUUAACUCUCAAAGUAAACAAUGAUUUUACUUUAAAAGAACAAAUUACGUGUUUCCGCUGUUCGUGUGGCUAACUUUCUUCGAUGCACCCGUCGCUAGCUAAACAAACAUGGCUGUGCUGCGCUUUCGGACAACGCGUCUUAACUAGACAGACGACAAUGCGUCGGUAAACGAGACUCAUGCCGAACGCUAUGCCCUAGAUGGAGACUCGGUGUGUUGUGAAGCUGGUUAGUGAAGCGUAGCGUUUUGCGACCGUGUUGACGCGCAGUGAGGCCAGUAGCUCCCCCGGUUGGCUAAUGCCAGCUAGCCAAAAUGGACCUUGGAACAAUGUUGUACAACAAUUUAAAAGAAGUAACGUGGAGCACGACGUCCCUGCCAUUAGAUCAACUCGUCAGCGCAUACAGGCUGCCACAAAUUGCUAAGCUGGACAACGGUCAGUUGGUGGAAGGGCUCAGAGACAAUGACUACCUCUUGAUUCAUUCCUGCCGUCAGUGGACGACGAUCACCGCUCACAGUCUCGAAGAGGGCCACUAUGUCAUUGGGCCCAAAAUAGAGAUCCCAGUACACUAUGAAGGCCAGUUUAAGCUACUGGAGCAGGACAGAGAUGUCAAGGAACCUGUCCAGUACUUCAACAGUGUGGAGGAGGUGGCCAAAGCAUUUCCCGAGAGAGUGUAUGUCAUGGAGGACAUCACUUUCAAUGUUAAGAUGGCUUCAGGGGAAUGUAAUGAAGACACAGAAGUUUACAACAUCACUCUGAGCACCGGCGAUGAACUGACAUUAAUGGGCCAAGCUGAGAUCCUCUACGCCAAGUGCUUCAAAGAAAAAUCUAGAUUCAACACCAUUUUCAAGAAGAUUGGGAAGCUGAACUCAAUAAGUAAGAUUGGUCGAGGCAAGAUGCCGUGUUUGAUCUGCAUGAACCAUCGCACCAACGAGAGCAUCAGCCUUCCUUUCCAGUGUAAAGGCAGAUUCAGCACUUGUAGUCCUCUAGAGCUUCAGAUGCAGGACGGCGAGCACAUCAUCAGGAACAUUGUAGAGAAAACUCGUCUCCCAGUCAAUGUCACGGUACCCAGCAGUCCACCACGCAACCAGCAUGACCUCCACCUCAUCCGUGAGGGCCAUCGCUAUAAACUGGUCAACAUUCAGACAAAGACGGUGGUUGUGUGCUGCAUUCUGCGAAGCAACAAAAUAAUCCCCAUCCAUUUUCCCUUUCAUAUGGCCAUGCCUAGAUUCAUUAUUCCAGAGGAACUGCUGCAGGGAGAGUUGUGGCUAGAAACUAUGGUGCAUCGCUGGUUCUCCUUCUGCCAGGAGCAGUUUGACAUAGACUACUAUUCCCGCGCCGUGCGGAAUGUGCGGACAGACUGGAACGACGAUGGUAAGAGUCCUAAGAAAAGCAGUGGGAAUGGUAGUUGCAGCGGAGGCAGCAGCAGCUCCAAUGGGUGUCCCGGUCACAUGCAGAUUCCCAGCUCUUUAACUUAUGCCCGGGAUGAGCUCACCCAGUCCUUCCACAGACUCUCUGUGUGCGUAUAUGGCAGCAACCUGCAUGGAAACAGCGAGGUCAACUUACAGGGCUGUAUGACACUGUGUGGGGAUUGGGCUCUUCUGCCCUCCGAUAGCAUUCCUUCAGACUCUGGAGAAAAUGACAUUUUUUUCCCUGAGCUGCUGGACAGCACAAGCCAACAACCGCCCUUCAACAAAUCGGAUGUUCCGUAUGAGGAGCUGUGGUUAGAUCACUUGAGAGGUCAGAUCCCAAAACCCUCUUCAAGUGAGGGAAUCCGAGGCAUCAAUAAUGGCUGCGGCACAACAGCAACCCUGUCAUACCCAGUCACUUGUCCUCUUGGAGCAAUAACCAGUUCGGAUGUCGCUCUUACCCCACCACCGGUCCCACCCAAAUCUGAAGCUGUGAAGGAAGAAUGUCGUCUGUUGAACGCCCCACCAAUCCCUCCACGAAGUUUGAAACAGAUGCCAUUGGUGCCGAUCCUGUCAAAACCUCGGCAGCAAGAGACUCGUUCUCCGAGUCCAACUCUCUCCUAUUAUUCCUCUGGUCUCCACAACAUAAGUGGAGCAUGUGAAGAAGAAGCAGCCGACCCACAAGAGCAAAGCCACAUGUGCUACCCCUGUAACUGGGUUAAAUCAAACAGCACUGAGCCAAAUGACUCUUUGCCCACUGGUAGCCUGUCACUAGAUGGGAUGUCCUCCAGGUUGUCUUGGCCAAACAAUUUCAGUGUAGGAGAAUCACACUGCAUGGAGGAAUUUCUACCAGCUAGCUGUCGGAGUUACUACAGUUACCCUAGGAAGAGAUCCCCAAGCACCCCAAAAACCUGUACCUCAAGCCUUGUCGACUUUGAAGGCCGAGAUCACGCACAAAGCAGUAAGGACUUCAUGUUGCAGAAUGCUUCUCUGAAUCAGGUCUGCACAAAAUCUUCGAGUUACAAUUCAGAGGUGUACAGAGACAAGCCAAUAGAAGAAUCUAACACCAAGCAGAGCCUCUCUUGUCCCAUUUUACCCCCGAGAACACCCAAAUCAAAUGCCAUAAAGAACUGCACAGACUUCAUGCCAGUGUCAGCUUGUGACGCAACGCAGGAAACUUCAGAUUGUUCGCUUACUCAACAGGAGCAGAGUACCAAAGAGAUAUAUUCCAUCUGUGAUUCAUUGACUCCCAACUGUUCAUCCGUGUCGGCCAGUGCACAGUGGCAGCCUCCGUCCAGCCUUGCUGGCCUCUCCAUUGAAGAGAUGUCCAAAUCUCUGAGAUUCAUUGGCCUGCCAGAUGACAUUGUUACUCUUUUUGUGUCUGAGAAGAUAGAUGGCAAUUUACUCCUGCAGCUUACUGAGGAGAUUUUGUCAGAGGACUUCAAGCUAAGCAAACUGCAGGUGAAGAAACUAAUGCAGUUCAUAAACGGAUGGAGACCCAAGAUAUAACUAUAGUAUGUGACACUAACGCCUGCUGUAAAGCAGAGCAAGACAUGCCUUCAGUAUAUAUGCUAUGCACACCAAGCCACAAAGAUUUUCUUUCGUAUAAUAUGAAUUUAUUUACUUGUAGGGUUCCUGUCAACCCACAAACAAAAUCUGUGACUGCUAUUUACUUACUAUAUGAAGUCAUGUGGCACUUUGAUGAAGACAUUUUUAUGUUUUUCACCCACAGAAAAGUCAGUAUAUAAACUUUAAAUCCAAACAGAGAUGAGGAGAGGACAGGAAACAAUAUAAUUAAGAAUCUGCUUGAUUACGAUAUGGGUAAUUAUGUUCUUCAAGGUAAAUUGCGAAUUUAAUGAUUUUUAAAAGAGUACACAUUGGACUGUAGUAUAUGUUUAUUUAACACACUGAAACUGUUAAAAACCGUUAUAGAUAAAAAGUUGCAAAUUUUGCUGAAAAUAACAACUCCCACAAAAUUAUCACAUUUGUUUUAUUAAAAAAAUCUAAUUAUAAACUUUCGUCUCGAGCAUCUUACUAUAUAGUUACAAUAAGUGACGUAUGAUGUAUGCACUGUAUUGGUUUUAUGUAUGGGAUAUAGUCCCAAAGUUUUCACGUGGGACUUCUCUUACUGAAACGUGAUUGAAAGUUACUGAAAGUGCAUCAUAAAUCAGUCAUCAACAGUUGAUUUAGCCUUUAUGCUGCUAACAUGUAAUAAAAUUAGGGCUUGACCGAUAUGGAUUAUUUUGGGAGUUGAUGCCGAUACUGAUAUUAGGGAGUUCUUCCGAUACAUAUCGAAUGAUAUAUAUUUGAGAGUAAUGGGCACUCGUUCCAAAGUUCUCCCUUAAGACAAGAAAAUGUAACCUAUGAAAAGGAUUGAAUUGAUAUUUGCAGUUUAUCCAUAAACAUUAGUUUAAAUAACUACAAAUAGGAAGAAAAAUCGAAUAGAAUCAAAUAUGUAGAACUUGAAUUUAGAAUAUAAACAUGUUCACAUUGUCCUUAAAAAUGUUAAAAUUUUUCACCGAUACGUCGUCAGGGUAAAAAAAAUCUACUAGUGCUCUUUUAAAAAUCAACCCUUCUAACCUGGUUUUUAGAGUUUCAUCUGCAUUAGAAAACUCUUGUUUAACUUAUCUACAUGGCAAGAAUUAGACAGUGCUGUAACCCUAUUGUAUCUGAUGGAUGUACAAUUCCUUUGGCAGUUAAUUGGGAAAAGUGGGAUCUGAGGGCGGCCUACAGUGUUGAUAAACUGUUGUUUUCUUUCUUCUUUGUUGCAUGCAUUUAAACCAACAGGGGGUUGUUAUAAGAAAUUACAUCUCUAUUCUGUGUGUAACAUUGUCCACUACAGACCAUGUUAGUUAAGAGCCAAAUCAAAUGAUGGUUUCUGAAGAGAUGUUGUAUCUGUCAACUCUUGUCAUGCAAGGUCUUAUUUCUCUUUGAUGCCUUUUUAAUAUGAAAUUGAAUUAAUCUACAUAACUACUUAUUUUUACCUAAAAAAACAUCUCAAAGUUGAGGUUAUUUAUCACAAAAAAGAAAUUGUCUCUUUACUCUAAAAACUAACAUGCAUCAUGCACUUUUAAAUUGUGUUGAUUAAUUACUUGCAGUUAAGGUCAUAAAAUAUAAACCUAUAAAAGAAUAAUGUCUGUGUUGAAGGAGAGUGAAUGCACUACAUACUUUUUCAUAACUAAAAAGGUACGUCUCCAGUGUCCUCAUUGUCUGUAGUAAAUAUGUCCUAAUGCAAGAAACAAGUAAAAAGCUUUUUCGCGCCUUAACCCAGAGCCCUUCAAAUAUAUAUGUGAUAUUUCACUUUAGCUAAAGGUUUUCAUUUUACCAGUCUCUCGUGAGAAUAUGCUCUAACAUCUCAUCGUGAACUGAGGGAAUGUUGUCAAGUGUGUAUCACAACCUUCAGAGACAUGUGAGCUAAGAUUAAAAUUUAUGUGUGCGAUAUUGACAAAUAAUGGUUUUUAUAUGCGGUACUUUUAUCCCCCUUAUAGCCUUGAUUCAGAAUCGAUUUAUUUAUGCAGUUAUUUGACAUACAUGAAAUAUGCAGAACAGUUAUUCUUCGACCAUUUGUGUUGGUGAUAUAUGAAGGGUGCCUCAGCAACCAACAGCUGUUGUUUUUCCCCCGGUCACUAUCUGCAGUGGGGUGUUACAUAGUUUUCUUGAUAUUUUCUUUUUGUUUGUAAAUGCAAAGUUGUUGUAAAUUCUUUUAAGUGAUUACUAAUGUUAAUUAUUUUUAUUACGGAAAAAGAAAUGUUCAAAUUUCUGUACUUUUUUUUAUUCUGAAAAAAAUAAAAAUAAAACUUGGGUUCUA
Messenger RNA from Platichthys flesus (European flounder), 5263 nucleotides. RefSeq names its product GRB2 associated, regulator of MAPK1 (gene garem1). Gene Ontology annotation, molecular function: proline-rich region binding. The record is from RefSeq and is a predicted model, not a curated record. Lineage: Eukaryota; Metazoa; Chordata; Actinopteri; Pleuronectiformes; Pleuronectidae. The coding region runs from base 361 to 2964 and encodes 867 amino acids. Gene Ontology annotation, biological process: cellular response to epidermal growth factor stimulus; epidermal growth factor receptor signaling pathway. The transcript has 6 exons.